Molecule: messenger RNA, 1471 nt
Organism: Paralichthys olivaceus (Japanese flounder)
Lineage: Eukaryota; Metazoa; Chordata; Actinopteri; Pleuronectiformes; Paralichthyidae
Gene: twist1a
Product: twist family bHLH transcription factor 1a
Biological process (GO): developmental process; regulation of transcription by RNA polymerase II
Molecular function (GO): protein dimerization activity; DNA-binding transcription factor activity, RNA polymerase II-specific; RNA polymerase II transcription regulatory region sequence-specific DNA binding
Source: RefSeq, a predicted model, not a curated record
UCCCUAAUUCUUUCGGCCUUUGCACAAAUCUACACCUACGAGUCAAUAACACCGCCCAGACUACACCCCCUCUCCUCAAUCCUGUGUAAAAACGAGCCUGGAUGACUUAAACUCUAUUCCUAAUAUUAUAACUAGACCUCUCCUUCUCCCUAAGUAUUAUGUUACAUUCUUCCACCCAAUCACAGCGCUCCCCCAAAUCCUCCUGCCUGCUCCUAUAAGAGCCCCGAUCGUCCCAGUCUGGCAGCCACCUCUCCCUCUCUCCGUGGCGCACGAUAUUUACCGUAACACCAGCCCACAUCCCACUGCAGGCCUCGCUCCUCAUUACCUGUCCUGUUUGUUUAUGUUGUAACAGCUCAGAGGAUUCUUGUCAGAGGCUAUAACGGUCCUCCAGUCCACAGACACAUUUUUUUGGAAAAACAAAGUCAAUGCGGGAAGAGGACUCCUCCCCGAUGGACAGUGCGGGGAACAGCGAGGAGGAGACAGACCGUCAUCUGCCGCGGAGAGGCGCGAGGAAGCGGCGGGCUGCACGGAGGAGCGUGGACGCAGAGGAGGAGGAGAGAGACGCGGAGAGUCAGAGCCCAAGCCGCGGUAAGAAGAGGUGCAGGAAGAGCUGUGACGGUGGAGGAGGCAGCGCCGGGAGCGGAGGCAGCGAGGCCAGCAGCAGCCCCGCGCGCUCCUUCGAAGACCUCCAAACGCAGCGCGUAAUGGCCAACGUCCGCGAGCGGCAACGGACACAGUCUCUCAACGAGGCGUUCACUUCGCUACGGAAGAUCAUCCCCACGCUGCCGUCUGACAAACUCAGCAAGAUCCAGACGCUGAAGCUGGCAGCCCGGUACAUCGACUUCCUGUGCCAAGUCCUGCAGAGCGACGAGCUGGACGCGCGGGGAACCAGCUGCAGCUACGUGGCGCACGAACGCCUGAGCUACGCGUUCUCGGUCUGGAGGAUGGGGGGCUCGUGGUCCCUGUCUACUGCGUCCCACUAGCAGAGCUGCUGUGGAUGGGACAUCAAGAAUAUCCAUACUGAGGAACUGGUGGAACAGACCAACCCUUCAGAUAGACUGACACAGGCCAGCCACUGAGGCCCAGGCACUGCAGCCACUGUACUUCAGGCCUGAGAGGAGAGGGGGCUUCUCACAUCUCCCUUCACAUGGACUGUCAUGUUUGCGAAGGAGCACUUAGGACAGACAGGAUGGAUAUGAAGAGAGAAUAGAGACCACUGCGACAAUAUGAAUGUUGUAAAGAAACAAACAAAAUGAGCUCUGAGGAACAGCUCUGUCUUGAAACAUGAGUGAAAAAUGACAAUUCAGUGUUUCAGAGCAGAUGAAGUGUUUUGUAUUUAUUUUUAUACACAGGUUCAAAAUUCCUUUCCCCCAUCUCAAAUAAAAGUUAUUUAUUUUUUUUGUUUUUAGAGAAUGCUGAAUGCUGAAUGGAUCUGCGCAUUUUCAGUUUUGUAAAUAUUUGGUAAUAUCUU